AUGGACUCAAAGGUGAAGAAGGAAGAGCAAGACCCUACGUCUUCACUAGACCGAAUUCCAUCCAUUCCCCCAGAGGGAAAGCCUCAAGGGAAGAGCCUCACCGCUUCUGACACUCCUCCCACGCAUCAGCAAUCCCAGGCAAACCAUUGCUCCGGCAAGAAGGAUGCCUCAAAGAUCAUCCGCGGAAAGAACAAGACGAUCAACAAACAGCGAAGAAAGAUCAAGCAGCUCGGAAGAAAGCUCGAGGAGGUCAAGAAAUACCGUCCAGCGGGACAAGACGCAAGAAACGCACGCCUUCGAGCGGAGCUCGACAGACUCAACAAUGAGUUGACAUCGAAAGAGGAGAAAAUGAGAGGUGAUCAGGAGUACGAGUCAUAUCUUGAGACAUCUAUCAGCUAUUAUCGUGGAUUGCUUGACGAAGCCGACGAAAAGCACCUGCAGGAAGCUCAGAGAACUCAGGAUCUGGAGGAACAAAUUUCGCAACAGGAGGCAGGAUACCAAGGGGCAAUUCAGAAGCUCCGGGCAGACAUCUUGAAUCUCCAGAAUAACAACAAGAAGCUCAAGUCCCAGCUGAUGGAAAAGAAGGCGCUCAUCGCAAAGGCCAAGUCGCUCGCAAGCACAAGCAAGGUCUCAGACGACGCGAUUCUGAGUCUUUGGAAGAAGAUGAAGUACAGCAUCCAAAACAUAGCCUCUACGAUCCUUACGGAGUGUCCUUCAUGGGAAGAGAUUGAAGCCAACAUCAAAGCCCCAGGUUGCUUGCUCAGCAUAUUGAGUAAACGCAUUUAUGGCUUUCUCCAAGACGAAGACACAAGAUCCAGUGUUGUCGAGCUACUCAUCUGGGACAUGCUCUUGCGAGAAGUCUUCAAGCCAUUCUCGCAGACGCUCUCAGGCGUGUGCUGGGGCGGUCUAGAGGGCGAAUGCUUCUCUAUCAUGGUGGAGGGAAUGGCAGGCAAUGCCUUGAAGAAGGGCGCAGACGCUAGAUCGUUCUUCAAGUGGAAAGCUGAAGGAGGCAGAAUGAUUGACGAUAUGAUCGGAGUCGACAAACAGAAGCUUAAGCAAGUUGCCGACGACCAUGCUGCAAUCUUCUACCUUUUUGUGCCUCGAUACGGAGCUCACCAAAAUAACGCUAUGGACAGACUCUUCAAGAACCUUUGCAAGGUCAUCGAAGAUGCACUGACUCUUCAUGGCAUCUUCAUGGCGUCCAAGGCACAUUUCAUGCUAGACCGGCCCCACGCUCCAAGUCGUGGCCGCCUCACCCGUUACGACUCUGACUGGAUGGAAGCUGAGUCCUGGGUCAACGAACCUUUAGACAACCGGAACUCUCUGAAGUUCCCCAUUUCUCCUGGUAUCGUCAAGUACGGCACAGCGGAUGGAGAACACUACGACCAGCAACUUCGAUUGGUCAAGGCUCGUGUUGCUUGCAACUGA
Messenger RNA from Colletotrichum siamense, 1428 nucleotides. RefSeq lists its product as uncharacterized. The record is from RefSeq and is a predicted model, not a curated record. NCBI's taxonomy places the organism in Eukaryota, Fungi, Ascomycota, Sordariomycetes, Glomerellales, Glomerellaceae. The transcript is spliced from 3 exons. Bases 1 to 1428 code for a protein of 475 amino acids.